This is a messenger RNA of Momordica charantia (bitter melon), 3077 nucleotides long. RefSeq lists its product as uncharacterized. The record is from RefSeq and is a predicted model, not a curated record. Gene Ontology annotation, molecular function: protein binding. NCBI's taxonomy places the organism in Eukaryota, Viridiplantae, Streptophyta, Magnoliopsida, Cucurbitales, Cucurbitaceae.
ACAGAAAAAAGGGAGAGAUAGAGAGGGAAAGGGUUUUCGAUGCGUAACAAAAAGCAGAGCCAGACUCGAGAGAGAGUCGUUUACAGUACUUCGACAAAUAUAUCUUCUUGUUGACACGGCGGAACCCUAGCGGGAGGCGGAGCAACCCAGCCCUUUUCGAAGGUUUAUCAGAUCUGAACCUCCGGCCGGCGAGCGGAAGAGGUACCCUAACAUAGUGAAACAGCAUGGGCGCCAGAGGAGGAGGAGGAGGCAAAACCAACAAUGGAACCUCUGGAAUCCCGGCAGAGUGGCGGAAGAUGGUCCAGAGCUUAAAAGAGAUUGUAAAUAACUGCACCGACCAGGAGAUCUAUGCUACCCUCAGAGAUUGUAAUAUGGAUCCUGAUGAAGCCGUUAAUCGCCUUCUGACGCAAGACCCUUUUCACGAGGUGAAGAGCAAACGAGAAAAGAAAAAAGAGAAUAAAGAUCCGAUUGAUUCCAGAUCUCGUGGUCCUAACAUCCCUUCCAGUCGUCCAAGUAAGGGUGGUACAGAUCGUUAUGCUGGACGUGGUAGCUUGAACCAGUUUGGUUCCAGUGAAUCUGGUGUCUUGCACAGUAAACCUGUGUACAAAAAAGAAAAUGGAGCUAAUGAUCAAGCUGGUUCAUCUUCUGCAUCUGGUCAGUCGGGAAAUCAGACAUACUACCAAUUCCCAUCUCACAGCAACAAUGUGGCUACAGAAAAUAAGUUAGCGGGAUUAGGUGCAGGAGAUGGAGCAAUUUCAUCCUCUCAGUCAUCUUUUGGCUAUCAAUCUGGCUGGUUAGGUGCUCAGGGCCAAGUAUCAAUGGCUGACAUUGUUAAGAUGGGAAAACCUCAGGGCAAGAGUUCCUCGGUGCAAAACACUUCCCUUCAAGGUGCUAGUUCGCACAACAGUGUUCCAUUUCAAUGUGCACCAUCACUCCAGAAUUUUCAUACAGCUCAACAUCAGGCUUCCACAGUUCCAGAAGUUCACACUGGCCCGGGUAUUAUGAGUCAGCAGGCAGCUCUUGAUGAUGAAUGGCCCUCAAUUGAGCCUCCUCAAGCUGUCAGUAUCUCUAGUACCAUAGAAUCACCUGUAGUCUUGGAUUUGCAUUCAAAUCCAGCCAACUUAUCCUUGGAUGGUGCUAAUCAGCAUAUACAUCAAGAAAAGGUUCAGGGGGUUGAAGGUGGUUCUAUUGACGCAAUUGAUGCAAAUCAUGACGCGCAUGCUUCUAUACUGGGUAGAAAUAUGCAAGAGGAUAAUUCUCGGGGUACUUCUGUGUCAGAUAGUAACUUAUAUGAUGACAUGAGCUCCUACCUGCCACAAAGGCAUGCUAUUGAACAUAAUGAAGCUGAAGAAGGCGUUUCAUCAAUGUCUGCAAAUUUUCAGCAAUUAAGCUUACAGAAUGAAGAUCAGGGCUCACCACCUGAAGAGGAUAAUCCUUCUGUUGUAAUUCCACAUCACCUCCAGCUUCACACCCCAGAUUGCUUUCAUUUGAGCUUUGGAAGUUUUGGACCUGGGACUAAUGCUGCGUUUUCUGGGUCUGGGACAUUUCUUAACAGGCCUCCGAAUAGUAAUGUAGAGGAGGCCUCUGCACCAGCAGAUGUCUCUUCAGUUGGUCACUCCGAGGCUAGAAAUUCUGAGUAUUAUGAGGAUGAUGCUAACUCAGAUGGGAAUCUAAUCCAUAGAACUAGUGCAAGUGGUGGAUAUUACGAAACUCCUGCGACACAAGCCGAGGUGAAGCAGGAAAGCUCUGAAAAUUCUCAGGCUAAUCUAUAUGCAUUUCCAUCCUCUUCUCCUUCAUUUAGUUAUGAGAGCAAUCAACCGUCUGAAAUUCCAUUCAUACAGAAUAGUUCAGAAAUGCAGAAUCUUGAGAGGGCAAUGCUAGCGUACACAAAUACUUUAUCCAACAAUAUGUUGUUGGCUUCCACAUCUCAGACAGUUAGAGAGGAUCCUCCAUAUUCACCUUUUCCUGACACACAAUCACUGCCAAAAUACAGCAACGUUGCCUCUUCUAUCACUGGCCCUUCCAUGUCCAUGCCGGAGGUUCUAAGAACAAGUAGCAUUUCAACUUCACAGCCUACUCCACAGUCUAAUGUUGCAGCAGGACCGGCUCUUCCACAACACCUUCCUGUUCAUCCUUAUUCUCAGCCCACACUUCCUUUGGGACACUUUGCCAAUAUGAUUAGCUACCCUUUCUUGCCACAGAGCUACACAUAUAUGCCAUCUGGUUUCCAGCAAGCAUUUGCAGGUAACAGUACAUACCAUCAAGCUUUGGCAGCAGUACUUCCACAGUACAAAAAUAGCAUCUCUGUUAGCAGUUUGCCUCAAUCUGCUGCAAUCGCUUCUGGUUACGGAUUUGGAAGUUCAACUAGCAUUCCUGGAGGAAAUUUCCCGCUUAAUCCACCCACAGCACCAGCAGGCUCAUCCAUUGGCUAUGAGGAUGCUUUAAGUUCUCAGUACAAAGAUAGUAACCAUUUACUCUCACUUCAGCAGAAUGAAAACCCAGCGAUGUGGAUUCAUGGGCCCGGUUCCCGGACGAUGUCUGCUGUUCCUGCCAGUGCGUAUUACAGCCUCCAAGGGCAGAAUCAACAAUCGAGUGGAUUCCGACAAGGGCAACAGCCUUCACAGCAAUUUGGGGCUCUGGGAUAUCCGAACUUUUACCAUUCCCAGGCGGGCAUAUCACUGGAUGGGCAGCAGCAAACCCUGAGGGACGCAUCUCUUGGAGGGUCUCAAGGUCAACAGCCGAAGCAGUCGCAACAGAUAUGGCAAAACAGCUACUAAUAGAGGCUGAGUGUUUCGUAGUAGUGGCCAAUCAGAGGUGACCUUAUGAUCUGGCAUUAAUUUAUUAAUGAAAUGUUAUUAAUUGGUCUGAAGAGAUCGACUGGCCACUGCCCUGUGCCACGAGGUUGUAUUCUACACAAUAUCAUUGUCUGGUUAUGUUUAACGAGGUCUGCUAAUUUGGAUAGUGAACAAACUACACUCUUUUCAGUCCCAUUCUCUCUCGUAGUUAUGGUAUGAAGAAGCAUUGUUUUCCUGCAGUUUUCACCUAGUAUAACAUUUAAUUCAAAGGUGUUUUUGAAA